GAAGGAGCAGAGCGGAACCGCAGAGAAAACAUCUGGAUUAUUUCCCCCGCAGAACAGCUGAGAUAUAAACCGCAGAGCUGAAGAUAGUUCGGCAGAGCUUUCUGGAGACUGCGCAGAGAGCAGAUCAUCUCCGGCUGGUUCACACAACCUCCACGCUCUUCUCUGAAAAUAAAAGACAGCAGCACGCGCGCCUGAAGCCUCCCCGAGAGUCCCCCUCCGCGCGUCUCCCGCAGACCGGUGUCCGCACCGGCUGACCUCCAUGUAUAAGAUGGAUUACUCCUACCUGAACUCCUAUGACUCCUGCAUGGCGGCCAUGGAAGCGUCGGCCUACGCGGACUUCAGCUCCUGCAGCCAGGCCAGCUCCUUCCAGUACAACCCGAUCCGGAGCGGACCUUUCUCCAACCCGGGCUGCACUCCGCUCAGCACGGCCAGCUGCACGCUGGGAGCCCUGAGAGAGCACCAGCCCACACCCUACUCCUCAGUCCCUUACAAGUUUUUCUCGGACCCCUCUGGGCUGAACGAGAAGCGGAAGCAGCGGCGCAUCCGGACCACCUUCACCAGCUCCCAGCUGAAGGAGCUGGAGCGAGUCUUCGCCGAGACGCACUACCCGGACAUCUACACCCGGGAGGAGCUCGCGCUGAAGAUAGACUUGACCGAGGCACGAGUACAGGUGUGGUUUCAGAACCGACGCGCCAAAUUCCGUAAGCAGGAGCGUGCAGCCAACGCCAAAGCCAACAGCUCUGGUGGCACCACGGGCAACAACACCAGCAGCAGCUCCGGAGGGAAAAAAAGUGGGGAGGCCAGAUCUUCAUCAGACGAUGACGAGUCCAAGGAGUCCACCUGCAGCCCCACGCCCGACAGCACGGCCUCCCUGCCGGGCUCGGCCAACGGGAACCUGGGCAGCCCGGCCAGCCUGAGCCCCAGCCCGGCUCCCGCCAACAGCGGCUACGCCAACACCUCCAACUCCCCGGUCCUGCAGGGGCUGAAGCCCCCCAGCUGGUCCAGCCUGGGGCCGUCCAACCCGGCCAUCGCCCAGCCCGCCGCCCAGACGCAGGAGAUCCUGAAGGCCUGGCAGCCCGCAGACAGUAUGACUGGGCCUUUCGCUGGAGUCCUGUCGUCCUUCCACAGAAAACCCAACCCCGCCAUCAAGACGAAUCUGUUCUGAAGCACAGGGGGGCAACGGAAGUGAGGGACACACUGGAACAGAGAGGAGCUUUUAGCUUUUGUGGAAAGACUUGCCCGCUGUAACGCUGUAUUCACAGGGGUAGGGUGCUGUAGGGCGGCCCCAACGUCGAUUCUCUAAACAAACUGAGCGAUCAAACUGUUUUAAAGCUCAGAUCGUGAAAUCACAGGCGUCUUCACCAUCUUUCCACCCCAGAAAUAUUAUGCAACUGUGCACGCUAUUCCCACAAGACCUGCCCUGGAUGGCGGCAGCUUCCUACCUGCCGCAAACCUUUCCACCUGCCCUCGCUCUCUGACCAGAGCUGAUCG
Molecule: messenger RNA, 1491 nt
Organism: Salarias fasciatus (jewelled blenny)
Lineage: Eukaryota; Metazoa; Chordata; Actinopteri; Blenniiformes; Blenniidae
Gene: phox2a
Product: paired like homeobox 2A
Exons: 3
Coding region: 260-1165 (301 amino acids)
Biological process (GO): regulation of transcription by RNA polymerase II
Molecular function (GO): DNA-binding transcription factor activity, RNA polymerase II-specific; RNA polymerase II transcription regulatory region sequence-specific DNA binding
Source: RefSeq, a predicted model, not a curated record